CGGCCGUUGGUCCCUUUGAACGCGGGGCCGCGGGGUCCGGAGCCGUCAUGGCGUCCGCGCGCGCCGCGCUUUGCCGCCAGCUCCACCGCGAUGGCAGCGCCGCACGUACCCCCCUGCAAGGAUCCCGUAACGCGAAGCCAUCAGAUGGAGUCAGAAGUUUGCUGUCCUCUGAAGGAGGYCAAGGGGUUAGGAAACAGAAGAGUGAGACAAAUCUGAGCAGUGAGAAGAGUGCCCCCACUCCAGUAACUGCAAGGAGACUCACAUCUCUCGGAUCAACGCCCGCUAAUGGAGUUGUGAAGACUAGAAAAGAUCUUAUGCUUAUGAAAGAGAAGAAGAAACAGAAGGCACUAGAGAAGGAGAUUCGUGCAUUAGUGAGAGAACGUGGGGAGCAGGAUAAAAAACUUCAAGCUCURGAGGAAGAUUUUGUUAAGAUUGAAGCAAAACUGAGUUCUGCAGUUCAGGAGAAAACCUCUCUUUCGGCAAAUGUUGCAUGCCUGAAGAAACAGCUUCUGGAGCUAACAAGAAGCAAUGAACUACUGAAGUCAAAGCUGUCUGAAGAUGGUGUGCAGAAGAAAAUGAGCAGCCUGUGCAUGGAGUUGAUGAAGCUCAGAAAUAUGAGGGAUGCUAAGGAAAAGACUGCACUGGCCAAACAGGAAGACAUGGAAAUGAAGCUGCAGGAAGUGCAAAGGAAUCUUGAACAUUCAAAAGGAAAAGUAGCACAGUUACAAGAGAAACUGUCUGCUACUGAAAGAGAGAAAGUUGAAGAAAAGUCUGACACUGAAAAACUUCUGGAAUACAUCACAGAGCUCAGUAGUGUUGCAGAAACAGCCGAGAAAUACAAACUAGAAGUCACCCAGAUGGAGGAGACAUUGAGUAAAAAAGACCAARAUAUUGAGAUCUUGAGGAACACCCUCAAAACCAAAGAGGAGGAAUCAYGUAAACUGAUAAAAGAACUAAAUGAGAGGUGUCAACUGCUUCAACAGGAAAAAGAGAAAGAGUUGUCUGAGACCAAAGGACAGUUCCUGAGUAUGAAUGCUGAAAUAGAAGACCUGAAAAAAAAAAUUCAUUCGGUGGAACAAGAACACCAAAAAUUGCUUCAGAAACAUGAGGAGGUCGUAUCUCAGCUGCAGCAAGAGAAGGAGUCAUCUGCAUCAAUGCAGCAGAAGUUACUGGAGUUUGAAGAUGAAGUAACAAGUGAGAGACAUCUUCUGGAAGAAGAGCUGAAUGAUGCCAUGAAGGAGCUGAACCAAUUGCAUACAAAGGAGAAGAAAGCUGAAAAGYUGGUGAAGCGAUUGGAACAGGAAAUCAAAUCUCAAAGUCUUGAACUCACACAGAYGCAAGAAAAGUUGAACGGGAAGACUGCAGAGUUGGAGCAAAUGAAGGAAAUGCACUGCAGUGCUGUAUUGCAGAUCCAAGAAGAGCACAGCAAUGCACUGCAGGAGCUUGGAAAGACUGUUGCUGACUUUGAAAGCUACAAGAAAACAUCAGCUGAAGAAAUUUCCAGUCUUAAAUUGGAGAAUACCUCUCUGCAAGAAGAAGUUGCCAACCUAAAAAAAGUAGGCAAAGAGAAUCUGCAKUUGCUUCAAGAAGCAGAAUACGCUAAAAACAAAGCAAAUGAAGAAUGUGCAAGGAUGCUUUUAGAAGUCCAGACCAAGCUUGCACUAAAAGAAGCAGAAACAGAGAGAUCAAAGGAGUCUUGCCUUGCACAAAUGACCAAACUUCAGGAACAGUUUGAAGAGCAAACUGAAGAUUUGAAAAGACAACUUGAAGCAGAAAGAUCAAGGAAAACCAUAAGUGAAGAUGUGACCUCUAGCUUAAAUAAAGAGAUCAAGACCUGGCGUAAACUGUAUGAAGAUUUACAUAACAAAGUUAAGCCUUUUCAGCAACAACUAGAUGCUUUUGAAGCAGAGAAAAAUGCACUCCUGGAGGAGCAUGGGGCAGCCCAAGAAGAACUGAAUAAACUGAGUGAUGCAUAUGCUAAAUUGCUUGGCCACCAGAACAUGAAGCAAAAAAUCAAGCAUGUUAUGAAGUUGAAGGAAAACAACACCCAGCUGAAGCAGGAUGUCUCAAAACUGCGUGCAUUGCUAGCCAAGGAAAAGCAAACCAGCAAACAUCUUCAGGAGCAGCUGUGUGCAGUACAGGGCRUUAAGCGUUUUGACCCUUCCAAAGCUUUUCUGCAUGAUAGCAAGGAAAAUAUUCCUCCAAAAACACCUCUGAAAGAAGGUAAUAAAAACAAAAUUUGAAGUGUUGUUGAUAUUAAAGCAGCCAUAAAGUCAUGUGGUACAGAAGACUUCAACAGACUGCUUCUUCAAGGUGAACUUGGAUGCUGUACAUAAUGCAAAUCAGUAGGAGCACURGAAAAAUUAUUUAAAAUUAUAUAUUUUUAGAAAAACUAUGUUUUAUUGAGAAGCARCAGGUGACUGCAUGUUCCUGGCUCCUGGUAACACAAUUUCACAAGCAUGAACUCUGAAAAGUGUUCACUGUUGCACUUUUUUGGGUCUGCUGAAGCUGCGUAGUCCAGUUUUGAACAGAGCUUCUUGAGCUUGGAAAAGGUGAAUAAGCACUGGAGAAUUAGAUGACAAAUUAAAUCAGUUUCAUGCAAA
Messenger RNA from Malurus melanocephalus (red-backed fairy wren), 2603 nucleotides. It is a transcript of the gene HMMR, whose product is annotated as hyaluronan mediated motility receptor. The transcript has 18 exons. Gene Ontology annotation, molecular function: hyaluronic acid binding. Gene Ontology annotation, cellular component: membrane. The coding region runs from base 48 to 2243 and encodes 731 amino acids. The record is from RefSeq and is a predicted model, not a curated record. NCBI's taxonomy places the organism in Eukaryota, Metazoa, Chordata, Aves, Passeriformes, Maluridae.